UCCACAGAAGAAGAAGAAGAAUGCACUCACUGACCUUCCUUGUGCUGCCUCGUCCUGUAGCUAGACGAGUACCUUGAGUUUAUUACAUUAGUCUUUCAUUUUGAUUCAUCUGAUAGAAGUCGAACCAUGCCGGGUUCGGUGGAGGUUCCCACUUUGAAUGACUUGAAUGUUGAGGAGAUCAGUGUGUCUUCUGCAGUGCUGAAAGGAGCUGCCCACCACUAUGGCUCACAGUGUGACAAGGCCAACAAGGAGUUCAUGCUCUGUCGCUGGGAGGAGAAGGACCCUAGGAAGUGUCUGAACGAAGGGAGGAAAGUCAACGAGUGUGCACUUAACUUCUUCAGGCAGAUAAAGGGGAGCUGUGCUGAGUCCUUCACAGAGUACUGGACCUGCCUGGACUACUCCAACCUGGCGGAGCUGCGUCACUGCCGCCAACAGCAGCAGGCCUUUGACAGUUGUGUGCAGGACAAGCUGGGCUGGGAGAGACCCAACCUGGGAGAACUGUCCAAGGUGACAAAGGUGGACACCACUCGUCCCCUUCCUGAGAAUGCUUACCACUCGAGGCCCCGGCCAGAGCCCAACCCUGUGAUCGAGGGCCAGCUGCAGCCAGCCAAGCACGGCAGCCGACUCUUCUUCUGGAGCUGGUAAAGGGUCAGCUUCCCUGCCCCAAUCCUAACCUUAACCAUUAGGAGGGGGGAUGCAAAACUAGGGACAACUUCACCCUACACCAGAAUGCAGUCCUCCAGAGCCUAUCCCAUCAUGCCUGCUGUCUUGUCCAGUACAGCACACCCACCGUCAUCAGACCUCGUUGGACAGGAAGGGACGUCUUUGUGCACCAGCCAUCGUACACCUCUGCUGUCCCUAUAUUGUAGAAAUGUUAAUGAAUGAACUAAAAGCUACUUAUGUGUUUUAUUGUUGUGAAAUAAAUACUGAAUAUUGAA
Coregonus clupeaformis (lake whitefish) is the source of this 938-nucleotide messenger RNA. Its product is annotated as NADH dehydrogenase [ubiquinone] 1 alpha subcomplex subunit 8. NCBI's taxonomy places the organism in Eukaryota, Metazoa, Chordata, Actinopteri, Salmoniformes, Salmonidae. Gene Ontology annotation, biological process: mitochondrial electron transport, NADH to ubiquinone. The coding region runs from base 127 to 645 and encodes 172 amino acids. The record is from RefSeq and is a predicted model, not a curated record. The transcript is spliced from 4 exons.